Solenopsis invicta (red fire ant) is the source of this 923-nucleotide messenger RNA. RefSeq lists its product as uncharacterized. The record is from RefSeq and is a predicted model, not a curated record. Bases 162 to 827 code for a protein of 221 amino acids. NCBI's taxonomy places the organism in Eukaryota, Metazoa, Arthropoda, Insecta, Hymenoptera, Formicidae. The transcript has a single exon.
UCAAUAGAAAUUUCAUGCGGACCGUCGUCUUUAGGUUCCAUUAUUUACUCAGAGUAUUGAAAAUCUAUACGUAACACGAACUAUAGAUUUUCAGUACUUGCAGCGAAUUUUGGAACGCAGCCUAUAUAUUAGAGAGAAAAAACAAAAAGUAGACAUUCAAGAUGGAGCUCACCAAACGUAUAUUACGUUUUAUUUACAUUUCUGUUAUCGUAUUUCGCGUGCCGCUAACAACAACCGUCACAACGCCGUUGGCGCCAACGAUCGAAUCUACCGUCGUGUCUACUGUCACCGAUUCAAGUACGACAGAUGAGGACAAGGUGGAGAUGCCAAGGGUGCCGCUGACCGAGCAGGUUAUGGACCACAACAUACGGGUGAGCGACGUGCCCGACGUGGACCCGGAGGCGACGGACGUGCCUGAUUCUAGCUUGGACAGGAAUCGUGUGAUCCGGGACGUGGCAUAUUUUAUUCGCGCUCACAAGUUCCACGACUACGAUCGUCGGUACUACAAGGGCGCGGAGGAGGCUAAGAGUAGACUGUACGAAGAGUUCCCGAAACCUGGUCUGAGAUCUUUGCAUUGGGAGGUGCGUAAGCACUGCGAGGCCAGUUUUAUCGAGUGCCUGAAGUAUCUCGAAAGAAUCAUUAGGCUUACGACCCUCAGGCGCGAGGACGACACCAUCACAGUCAUGAGAGAGCAGAAAUGGAAUGAGGUGAACAAUACCGAGCAGAUUAUGGCCGCUCAAAGAGACUGCCAGAUAGCCCAAAGGCGGGACAAUUUCACCGCAGUUCCGUUUCAGGGUUCAAUCGGCAAGUGCAUCGAUUCGUCAUGAGUAUACCUAAUCACGUCGGAACAUUAAGCUCGAUUUGCACAUGCUAACGGCUAAAUCGUUUUCCGAUCGAAUAACCGAACUAAGCGAUAGACUUGA